Messenger RNA from Camelina sativa (false flax), 1005 nucleotides. The record is from RefSeq and is a predicted model, not a curated record. Lineage: Eukaryota; Viridiplantae; Streptophyta; Magnoliopsida; Brassicales; Brassicaceae.
AUGGAUGGAUUCAUGGAUCUCUAUUCCACUCCUUCUCUGCACAUUUCAAAUUGUGUCACUUUAAAGCUCACUGAGCAAAAUCACAUCAUCUUGAAAUCCCAGUUUGAAUCUUUUCUCAAAACUCAAGCACUCUUCGGUUUUGUUAACGGUGCUCACAAACCACCAACUGAGACGAUACCUAUUCGCAACAACAAAGACGGCAAGAUUGAAGAUGUUCCUAACCCGGACUUUGAGAGUUGGUCCAGAUCUGACCAAGUGGUCAAGGCGUGGCUGCUUGGUUCAAUGACUGAAAAUGUUCUUCGUCUGGUUGUUGGCUCUGCAACAGCUCAGGAGGUAUGGGAUACUUUGACUUCUCACUUCAACCGUACCUCUUCAUCUAGGUUAUUUGAACUGCAACGUCGUCUGCAAAACUCUGAAAAGUUAGACAAGAAUAUGUCUGAUUAUCUAGGGAGCAUUAAAGAUAUUUGCGAUCAGUUAGCCUCUAUUGGUGACCCUGUUAGCGAAAAGAUGAAGAUUUUUGCUGCUUUAAGAGGUCUGAGUCGUGACUAUGAGCCGAUAAUAACUGUUAUUGAAGACUCAAUGGAUGGAAGUCCUCAACCAACAUAUGAAAAUGUGAUUUCACGUUUAACUGGUUAUGAAGAUCGACUUCAAAGCUAUUCAAACUCUUCUGACAUCUCUCCACAUCUUGCUUUUCACACAAUGAGGUCAUCAAGUUUCUCAGGCAGAGGACGUGGGAACAGAGGCAGAGGUCGUGGAAGCUACUCAACCAGAGGGCGAGGCUUCCACCAACAGUUUUCUGGCUCUCCUCAGUUCUCAGGCUCUCAUCAAGGUUUCACCAAAACAGAGUUACCAGUCUGUCAAAUAUGCAGCAAAAGAGGACAUAAUGCUCUAGACUGUUGGUAUCGAUUUAAUGAAGAGUAUCAGAAACAGGAAGUUGCUGCUGCAGCGUUCUCUGCACUUCGUGUCUCUGACGUCACUGAAGACGAUGGGUGGUAUCCAGAUUAA